GUCAGAUUUUUCAGGCUACAGCUUAAAGAGUACUUUCUUUUUGUGGAGUAAAGCCUACCACGUUAUGAAAUAUGAAACUGAAGAAUUACUACAUAACUAACUGAUUUUAUUACGGCUGCCUUAGGAAGCAAUGAGUAGACACUUCAAAUUAUGUCAUAAGACCUCUUUUCCAAAUGGCAACCUGUUCUGCCAUCUCAUUGACAAAAUUAUUAAGAGACCCUCCUUACAAUUUUUGGGUCAGUGGGGAUACCACUGUUAUGAACCUAGGAUUUACAGAACACUGGCAAAAAUCCUGAGGUAUGUGGACUUGGACGGGUUUGACCUGCUUCUCACAGAUUAUAUUGCUUUUGUGGAAAAAUCAGGAUACCGUUUUGAACUAAGUUUUCAUCUUGAAUUUACUGAAAUAUGUGUGAAUACGAUUUUGUACUGGGUUUUUGCCAGAAAAGGUAAUCCUGACUUUGUAGAACUGCUUCUCAAGAAGACAAAGGACUACCUUCAAGACAGAAGUUCUCACCUGGCACUAAUAUGGAGAACUUUCACGCCAGUUUACUGUCCGAGCCCACUAAGUGGCAUUACACCUCUCCUUUAUGUAGCUCAGACAAGACAGUCUAGUAUCUUAAAGAUACUCCUGCAGUAUGGAAUCUUAGAAAGAGAGAAAGACCCUCUCAACAUUGUCUUAACAAUACUACUCUACCCAUCAAGAGUGAGAAUAAUGGUUGAUCAUGAGUUGAUUGACAUCGAGGAAGAUGCCAAAACAUGCUUAGUGCUGUGUUCCAGGGUGCUUUCUGCCAUUUCAGUCAAGGAAAUAAAGACGCAGUUGAGUUUGGGAAGGCGUCCAAUUAUUUCAGAUUGGUUGGAAUACAUUCCUCCAACAAGAUACAGGGAUCCGUGUGAACUAUCGCAUCUUUGCAGAAUAACCCUGAGGAGUCAACUAUUAAUCAACAAUAUGCUCCCAGAUGGAAUAUUUUCACCUCAAAUUCCUGUUCGUCUACAGAAAUACCUGAACUUAGAAAGUUAAUAUGUAUUUUUAUCCUAAGUUAUUCAAGGAUGAUCACCACUGCAUGGCUUAGAAGUUAAUAAACUAUUAACUUCAUGUAAGUUUUUAUUGGGUAGAACAUUCCACUAGAAAAUAUAUUUUCACAUGAUGUCCACAAUCACAAUGGUACAAAUUAUACAUGUUAUGAUAUAAACAGAAAAUAUCUAUUUUGAUCCAGCAUUAUAUCAAAAUGAAAUUUUAUCUGUUAAACUGUUAAUGUUACAAAGAAACUUACCUAAGAUAUAAAAUUUAUGAAAAGACAAAACUUUAGAUCUAUUUAAAUACUCAGGGCACUAGACUUUUCUGUCUAUAACUAUGAGGUCUAGCUUGUAAAACAAAGAUGAUAAUUGAAGGAUAGUUCUCUUUGGGUCUCUGAUGUUUCUACCUGUCUUAUGAGCAGAGGCAUAGUCAUUUGUUACAGACUAUUUUCCAGGACAUUUGUAUUGUAAGCCACCUUGAAAGACAGAGAUAAUGUCUCUCUGUGGAGAAGAGAGUGGGUUUGCUUACUGUACGCAAAGCUCAUGGUGCUUGCUGUAUCAUUAGUAAUAAAGUUCUGUGUUCUGACCCAGCACUGUGAUAUGCUAAAUUGCUAGUCUGCAUGGGAUGAAAAUCUCAAUGCUUUACACUUCUUCACAAUGCGCAUCUGUCCCUACUUCAUGAUAGUAUAUUUUAGGACUUGUCUUUGUAUACUAUGUCAGAUACUUAGUAGGAGUCUCCAUUAUCCACUUGCAAUCUGGGUGCAAUAAAAAAUUUCCACAGUUCAUAGAAAAAGUGUUUAUUCUGGUGUUAUGAAUACAUAAUAAACUAUAGCUAUCAUAGUAUCUAAAGAACAGAAUAUAAAUAACAAAGUAACACAGACAUGGAAUGAUAUAACUGGAUUACCUCCUUUUUUUCUAACUUGUAAUACAAAUAUGUUACAGGAUCAAGGUAUAGAAAUGUUUACUUUUACCCUUAAUAAAAAUAUAUUUAAUUAGAACUGAGAAUAUAUUUAACCUCAAAAGAAGUUCAUCAUUACACAGUGUAUUAACACGUGAGUAUUUCCUUCCCUAGUAACAUGUAAGAUAGUUAUAUAUUUCUGGAAAAUAUGUGUCAAUGUAAAGAAAUUCAAAAAGCUAUCUUUAUUCCAGCAUAUGUAAAUAUAGUAUAAAAAAAUUGCUAAUCUAGAUGUAGUGAUCUGUCUGGGAAGAUAUUUCAGCAAGUCUUUUCAUAGUCACUCUACUUUCCAUCUUUUUGUUUCACCCUUCUUACAUCCCCAUCUUUAUGAGCGCAUACUGACUGUGGCCUAGUCAUCACUUCCACUGCACAUGGCUCAGACCUAUUCUAGAGAGUGGGCAGUAAGCAGCAUCUAAAUUUCAGGAACUUCUUCCUACUGGGAUUCUGACUCCGUGUAUACUUUUCAACAUGGUUCGUUACCCAAAAUCACAUUUAAUGCUUUCCUUCUGUGUUUCCUAAAGUGCCAUAGUGCAGACCUGGUGGCACAUGCCUAUAAUCCCAGCACUUGGGAGGCUGAAGUAAGAGGUUUGCUAUGAGUUUGAGGCCAGCC
This is a messenger RNA of Chinchilla lanigera (long-tailed chinchilla), 2579 nucleotides long. It is a transcript of the gene Asb17, whose product is annotated as ankyrin repeat and SOCS box containing 17. The record is from RefSeq and is a predicted model, not a curated record. Bases 131 to 1018 code for a protein of 295 amino acids. Lineage: Eukaryota; Metazoa; Chordata; Mammalia; Rodentia; Chinchillidae. The transcript is spliced from 3 exons.